Messenger RNA from Ictalurus punctatus (channel catfish), 1944 nucleotides. It is a transcript of the gene gdnfa, whose product is annotated as glial cell derived neurotrophic factor a. The transcript has 3 exons. Gene Ontology annotation, biological process: negative regulation of neuron apoptotic process; peripheral nervous system development; positive regulation of branching involved in ureteric bud morphogenesis. Gene Ontology annotation, molecular function: receptor tyrosine kinase binding; glial cell-derived neurotrophic factor receptor binding; growth factor activity. Bases 466 to 1353 code for a protein of 295 amino acids. The record is from RefSeq and is a predicted model, not a curated record. Lineage: Eukaryota; Metazoa; Chordata; Actinopteri; Siluriformes; Ictaluridae.
AUGAAUCUAUUUAAAGCGCGUGAGAUCAGUGGCACAGCUUCACGCGUAAAGGCGCAUCGGAGAGAUCGAGAGACGCGGCCGGAUCUGAUUAACGCGGGACAUUAUCUCGACAGAAGUGCGACGGAAGAAAUGAAACGCGCUGAGGUUGUGCGUCUCAAGUUCACACGAGGGAAUGUACUCUGUGUGUUUGUGAGCCUGAGCGCAGGAUGCCCGUUUCGCUGCGUCGGCGGAAAGACGUGCGGCGCUCAGAAGUAAACAGCAGACAGAUCCGACGCCAGCUCGGAGAGCCCUGAUGUCUUCAUUUGGCUUUUGGAACUCGGUGAUGGUGGAUUUCACUCAGAUUACCGGCACGGAGCUCAGCAGCAUCCGGUUAUCGCGCGACUCCGUGCGCACAGACGAGGCUUCUCUGUAGAGACAGAAACACACAAACACGACCGACUUCACUUGGAUACUCUGCGUGAAUGGAUGAGGAACGGCAAUAUUUUUGGGGGGACCCCUCACGGAUACACUCCCUUUAAAGCAUUUUGGGUCCUUCGAUGCCACCCGAACCAUCUGGAACUGCGUUUAUAUGUGCACUGCAGGUCUGCAUGGGCCCAAUUUAAGGCUCCUUCCAUAGGAACUGAGUCUAAAAUGAAGUUAUGGGACGUUCUAGCUACGUGUUUGUUGCUCCUGAGCUCCGUAUCCGCUCGCCCUCUCUUCAACAAGCUGCAGCCUUCCAAGAGAGCACCUCGAGCAGAGCGUCGCAGUGAGCUGCUCGUCCUGGACCCAGUCAUAAACGCCCGUCUCGACACAGCCAGUUUGACACAAGCCUCUAUGGAAGAACAAUAUGACAUCAAUGGACUACACCCAGACCAGUUUGAUGACGUAAUGGACUUCAUUGCAGCGACCAUUGGCAGACUGCGGCGGUCUCCUGAGAUGGACUCUGAGGGCAGGGGGAAAGAAAACGGGAGGCGUAGAGGAGCAGCAAACACAGAGAGAGGAGCGAGAGGACGAGGAGAAAAGAAGAGAGGUCGAGGACGAGGCGGUAAAGGGAAUCGGGAUGAACUGAUCAAAGGUCAAGGGCGCGGGUGCCUUCUUAAAGAGAUCCACCUCAACGUGACGGACCUGGGGUUAGGUUACCGGACCAAAGAGGAGUUGAUAUUUAGGUACUGCAGUGGUCCCUGUUACGAUUCGGAGACCAACUACGACAAGAUCCUGAACAACCUCACCCAAAAUAAGAAGCUGGGCAAAGAGUCACCUUCCCAGACCUGCUGUCGACCCAUAGCAUUCGACGACGACCUCUCGUUCUUGGAUGACAGCUUGGAGUACCACACUCUCAAGAAGCAUUCCGCCAAGAAGUGCGCCUGUGUCUGAUUUGUGCGCUCGGGCAAGCGAAAAGACACUUGGACAAAAUACAGAAGUCUCGCACCCCACAGGGCUUAAAGCCAGUGCAGAGACAAAUGCUGCUUCUCGGAGGGAAAAGUGCAGGUCUCGAGUGCGUCGUUGUUUAUUCUGCACGUUAGAAACGAAGGAGUAAGAUUUCAUGUAAAACAAAAAAAAAAAAAAACAACCACCACCACAAAAACUUCAGGAAAAGUACUUCAGCGGCAGGAGCAACACCUCAGUAUUCACUGUUACAAAACCAUGUCAGAGUAUUCUAAGCAGGGAUUGAAAUGUAAAUGCUGUCUAAAUGGCAACAAUAACAUACUCAAUCAGCAAGUCGACCCGACAGUCUGGGUAUACACAAACUAUAACUUCGGCUGAGGGGAAGUGCGAGAGAUGGGUGCGACGGGUGUCUGCAUGAAGGAGGCUGUGGACAGCACAGAAUUGUGGAUCUUUAUACACAAAGUCCUUGUGAAGAAAUAGCUGAAUACGCCUAUGCGGACUAGUCAGAGCGUCCAUCUCACAACCCAGACUCACCCCGCAUCAACCGGAACAGACUCAUCACAAAAAUGUUUAACAUUC